AUGAAAGAUACGACACAAAAUCAGCAAGUUCAGAAUUUUGGAGACCCUUUUUUCUUGGUUGUACAUGAGGGUGAGACUUUAGCUGAUGUCAAGUUGCGGAUACAGAAAAAGUUGCAAGUUCCAGAUGAAGAGUUUUCGAAGUGGAAGUUUGCAUUUCUGUCACUCGGUCGUCCUGAAUACCUACAAGAUUCAGAUGUUGUUUCCUCUCGGUUUCAGAGAAGGGAUAUCUAUGGCGCUUGGGAGCAAUAUCUUGGACUGGAACACACGGACAAUGCUCCAAAAAAGUCCUAUGCUGUCAACCAGCCUGAUAUGGAUGGUAUUGAUGAUCGAGAGUUAACGAUGGAUUAA
Arachis ipaensis is the source of this 348-nucleotide messenger RNA. The record is from RefSeq and is a predicted model, not a curated record. NCBI's taxonomy places the organism in Eukaryota, Viridiplantae, Streptophyta, Magnoliopsida, Fabales, Fabaceae.